CCGGCCCUACACUCCAUGGGGUUGUCGCUGCCCAAGGAGAAGGGGCUAAUUCUCUGUCUGUGGAGAAAGUUCUGCAGAUGGUUCCAGAGACCGGAGUCGUGGGCUCAGAGCCGAGACGAGCAAAACCUGCUGCAGCAGAAGAGGAUCUGGGAGUCUCCUCUCCUUCUAGCUGCCAAAGAGAACAACGUGCAGGCUCUGAACAAGCUGCUCAAGUAUGAUUCCUGUGAGGUGCACCAGAGAGGAGCCCUGGGGGAGACGGCACUGCACAUCGCGGCCCUCUACGACAACCUGGAGGCCGCCAUGGUGCUGAUGGAGGCCGCCCCAGAUCUGGUCUUUGAGCCCAUGACAUCUGAGCUAUAUGAAGGUCAGACUGCACUGCACAUCGCUGUCAUGAACCAGAACGUGAACCUGGUGCGCGCACUGCUUGCUCGUGGGGCCAGCGUCUCUGCCAGAGCCACAGGUGCUGCCUUCCGCCGCAGUCCACACAACCUCAUCUACUACGGAGAGCACCCUUUGUCCUUUGCUGCCUGUGUGGGCAGCGAGGAGAUCGUGAAGCUGCUCAUUGAGCAUGGAGCUGACAUCCGGGCCCAGGACUCCCUGGGAAACACAGUGCUGCACAUCCUCAUCCUGCAGUCCAACAAGACCUUUGCCUGCCAGAUGUACAACCUGCUGCUGUCCUACGAUGGGCACGGUGACCACCUGCAGUCCCUGGAACUCGUGCCCAACCACCAGGGCCUCACUCCCUUCAAGCUGGCAGGGGUGGAGGGCAACACUGUGAUGUUCCAGCACCUGAUGCAGAAGCGGAAGUACAUCCAGUGGACGUACGGGCCGCUGACCUCCACGCUCUAUGACCUCACGGAGAUCGACUCCUCGGGGGAUGAGCAGUCCCUGCUGGAACUUAUCGUCACCACCAAGAAGCGGGAGGCUCGACACAUCCUGGACCAGACGCCAGUGAAGGAGCUGGUGAGCCUCAAGUGGAAGCGGUAUGGGCGGCCGUACUUCUGCGUGCUGGGUGCCAUCUACCUGCUCUACAUCAUCUGCUUCACCAUGUGCUGCAUCUACCGGCCCCUGAAACUCAGGACCAGCAACCGCACCGACCCCCGGGACAACACCCUCUUACAGCAGAAGCUCCUGCAGGAAGCCUACGUGACCUCCCGGGAUGACAUCCGCCUGGUGGGAGAGCUGGUGACUGUCAUCGGGGCCAUGGUCAUCUUGCUGGUGGAGAUUCCAGAUAUCUUCAGGCUAGGGGUCACUCGCUUCUUCGGACAUACCAUCCUUGGGGGCCCAUUCCACGUCCUCAUCAUCACCUAUGCCUUCAUGGUGUUGAUGACCAUGGUCAUGCGGCUCACCAAUACAGACGGGGAGGUGGUGCCCAUGUCCUUUGCCCUGGUGCUGGGCUGGUGCAAUGUCAUGUAUUUUGCCCGAGGAUUCCAGAUGCUAGGCCCCUUCACCAUCAUGAUCCAGAAGAUGAUUUUUGGUGACCUCAUGAGAUUCUGCUGGCUGAUGGCUGUGGUCAUCUUGGGCUUUGCUUCAGCCUUCUACAUCAUCUUCCAGACGCAGGACCCGGAUGAGCUGGGCCAUUUCUACAGUUACCCCAUGGCACUGUUCAGCACCUUCGAGCUGUUCCUCACCAUCAUCGACGGCCCCGCCAACUACAGUGUGGACCUGCCCUUCAUGUACUGCAUCACCUACGCCGCCUUCGGCAUCAUCGCCACACUGCUCAUGCUCAACCUGCUCAUCGCCAUGAUGGGCGACACUCACUGGCGGGUGGCCCACGAGCGCGAUGAGCUCUGGAGGGCCCAGGUUGUGGCCACCACUGUGAUGCUGGAGCGGAAGUUGCCUCGUUGCCUGUGGCCUCGCUCUGGGAUCUGUGGACGCAAGUACGGCCUGGGGGACCGCUGGUUCCUGCGGGUGGAAGACAGGCAGGAUCUCAACCGGCAUCGGAUCCGGCGCUAUGCGCAGGCCUUCAACAGCCUGGGCUUCGAUGACUUGGACAAAGACUUGGAGGAAAAACCGGAGCUGCGCCACCCGCUGGGCCCCCGCCAGCCCUUCCCUAGGUCCUCGUUGUCUCGAAGCGCAUCCCGCAGCAGCAUGAACUGGGAGAAACUCCGCCAAGGGGCCCUAAGGAGAGACCUGCGGGGGGUGAUCAACCGGGCUCUGGAAGAUGAGGAAGGCUGGGAAUACCAGAUCUGA
Molecule: messenger RNA, 2193 nt
Organism: Lepus europaeus (European hare)
Lineage: Eukaryota; Metazoa; Chordata; Mammalia; Lagomorpha; Leporidae
Gene: TRPV6
Product: transient receptor potential cation channel subfamily V member 6
Exons: 15
Coding region: 16-2193 (725 amino acids)
Biological process (GO): calcium ion import across plasma membrane
Cellular component (GO): membrane
Molecular function (GO): protein binding; calcium channel activity
Source: RefSeq, a predicted model, not a curated record